ACCAGUUCAAAGCGCGUGUUGACGUGCAUUGGGGAGGUUGUGCCUGGUAUCUGGUGCUGUGUUUGCGUGUGUAUUAUCGGCGGUGACAAGACAGUCAAGUCGAUGAUACAUUCCCCAGGAAGAUGACGGAACUUCUGAUACCAGCACCUGUCACUCCUCCAAGGGGUGACACGUUCACACGCCGACUGCUUGAAGGGUACAGACCUUCCGUUGUGCCGCGUUACAACAGAUCAGAAGAUAAUUUCUCUACAGAACUGAAACAUAGCAAAAGUGACGAUCUAGUGCUUCAGAGCCCACCUUUGAUACAGGCGGAAAUAAAACAACGAUGUGAUUCUCCGAUACCGAAGACAGCGAGUGUUGUGUAUGAAGAUGAUUUAGUGUCUACGCAUGUUCUUCCGAAAGCGAAGUAUUUCAGUGACAGUGAAGCAGAUGUGGAUUUCCGACCUAGUCCCGCAGAUAGGGCUGCCCGUAAGGCGUCUGUCGAGCUUGCAUCAGAUUUGCAACGGUGUGUCAGUCGACAUGUGGGCGUGUACGACCGUGUUGAUCCCGAAGACAGUAUUCGGGAUAUGAUAACAGAGAACGAUUUUUACAGAUUUGUGUUGUUCAAGAGACAUUACGACAAGUACUUACAUUUGUCUCAAAAGUACGAAGAAGCCAGAAACAUCGCCUACUACUUGGAGGAGAAAUAUCACGAGAUAAAGAACUCUUCGCCGUAUGGAGAUACACUAAAGGCGGAGCGAGAUGGACUCAGCGCGGCGCGAAUGGAGCUGGAGCGGAAGCUGGAGUCUCGCGAGCUGGAGCUCCACGAGAAGGAGGAGGAGCUGUUCCUGCAGCUGGAGAGGGUCGUGCGGCUGGAGGAGGACUGCGAGAAGUUGCGGACUGAAAAGGAGAAAUAUGAACAGUGGAAAGACCAGCUGGAGAGGGAGAAGAACGAGGCCUACAGACAGCUGAAGCGGCAGGCGAUGGAGUCGGAGGCGACGCGGCGCGGGCUGGAGCGCGCGCGCCAGGAGGUGGUGCGGCAGGUGACGGCCAUCGCCGCCGAGAAGGACAGCCUCGAGAGGGAGAAUGAGAAACUCAAGGAGACCCUGAAAGAAGAAAGGAAGGGCGUUGGUCACUAUUUGGUUGAUCUAUCUCAGCAGAAGAAGCGGAUUAGUCAAAAUGUUUGUGGCUUGGAGAAGGAAGUUUCAGAACUGAAAUUCAUUGCCCGGCAGAGUGCAUCACUGAACAACCAAUUCAAGAAGGGGAUGAAGCAUCUGGCCACUUGUAAAAGGAAGAAAUGUUCUGUCUGUGUGUACACCAAGGCGACAUUUGGCGAAUAUGCAGACCGAAAUGACAGGAAGCUGCUGUCGUGCUUCCAAGCGCCGCUGCAGGACCUGCGCAACUGGAUCCGGCCAGUGCCACUGUCUGCGAGCUGCUCGGAGGAUGAGGGUGCGUCGUGCCCACAGCUAUCACGUGAAGGGGCACGGGCCGUGGCUGGCAGCAGCCGUAUGCGCACACGCAGCGGUGGCUCUGGUGGUGCUGACUACCCACUGGGCCUGCCGCUGCCAUCGCCACUGCCCUCCACGCGUUCAGAGUACUCCUUCCGGCGCGCUUACUCGCCAGAUGCCGACGCCGACGAGACGGGCAGCUCACCGUCACCGACACCAUCACUUCCAGCAGAGGCAGACGCGUCUAGACGGGUAGCUGCGGGACUAUCGGAGACAGUGUCAUCGUGUGCGGCCACACCGUGCUCUGAUGUAGCGGGUGCUGCUGGUACCAGUGCCGGCUAUAUCUCUUACAUUGACGAAGCUAGCUCAGAAGACGAAGGUGACGACGACUCUGGCAGUGACUCGGGCCGUGGUUGUGAUGACUUUUUUGACGGCUUCCCACGUGGACGACACUGUUGCUUACACCGCAGCCGCCAACAACACCAUCCACGUCGGCGCUGCUCAGCCUCGGUGCCUGCUGAUGUAUCUUUGACUUCUGCAUCUUCUGCUGACCCCGGUGGUGGCAACGGUGUCAGUGUUGCAGGAGUGGGCAGCUCGGGAGGUGGGGCGAGGGCCUUCUCAUCUGACUCAGGCUUUUCGUCAGAACUAUUUGAGACGAGUGGACACAGUGCAGGAGCACUGUCUGUGGGCCACAGGUCACUCCAUGCUGUGCACGAUGGCUCCGAUCGUCCUCCCGCCCUGCAUCGUUCCAAGUGGACCUCGUCCUUUCGCAAACUCAUUAAUAAGGUCUCAAAGAGGUAAGAGCCUACUAGCCCACCACACAGAAUUUUGCACCUUCCAUUCAGAGGAAUGUGGGUGAAACAGUAAAUUGGUAUCAGAUUGUCAGCGUAUUGAAAUAAUGACAUGUGCUGGGUGUUUUGGGCAGGAUAUUUGAUGGCUCCAGUGGAAGAUCUAAGAUGCUGGUAACAUACCAGUGUACUCCAUUCUCAUGUCUGCUUUUCCAUCAGUGGUUCAUCCCCGUAAAGAAAUGGUCAGGUGCUAAGUGGAGGCAUCCAUUGAGACACAACAUAAAUUUACCAAUGUAGGCUCUUUACCAGUAGCAAAUUGGAAAAAAGGAUCACAUACUUGCCAGAAUGCCUUGAUUUUUCACACAGAUGCUGUGUUUUUCAGUGUGGUAUUCUUUCUUCAAUGGCCACUGUGUGAUAAGUAAUAACUACUGCAGUUACAGGAAAGAAAGUUCUUUUCAUCUGUAAAAGAUAGUGUAGACAUUGAAGUACCCUCCCUCGUUUCUUUUCAUGUGGACAGACCUGUAAGGACAUUGACUGUUUCGAUGUGCCUAAUAUUCUUUGCAUGUCUGAUUGCUAAAGUUACACAGUUACAUACAAGAUGAGUCGAAAAAGACUUAAGAACUUUGGGAGGAUAUAAAAAUUUAUUGUGAUAACUUACAGAAUUGGUAGAUGUAAUUUUGUAGCAAACAACCUCAAUUUUUCAUGUAAAAGUGUCAAGUGUCAUUUUGUUUUGGUGUGAUUACCAUUAGUGAUGUUGCAAAGAUCCCACUGGUAAUCAAUGUCUUCCACACUUGUUGCAGAAGAUCCAGUAUAACUUACACAACUGUAGCGUAAAUUUGAUUUUUCAGACAGGCAAAAUUGUUUGGUGGUGCGGGAACAUAUACACAGUCUUUAAUGAAACCCCAGAGAAAGAAAUCCAGUGGUUUCAAGUGUGGGGAGUUAGUUGGCCAUGCGACUGGCCCUUCGAGGCCAGUGCACUGACCCGGGAAGCGAUUAUCAAGGAAACCUUGAACUUUCAUGGGGAAAUGAAGUGAUGAACUGUCUUGCUGGGGUAGACCGUCCCAUGUCAAUCAUCUUCAUUGAUCUGUGGAACUGCUGUUGCAGAGUUUGUUUCAUGAAACCAAAAUACACUGCGAGCACGCUCCAAACCAGUGAAAGUAGCCAUUUUAACUGUAACUUCAGGUUGUUUGCUACAAACUGACUCGUCUACCGAUUCUAUAAGUGAUCUCAAUAAAUUUCUAUAUCAUUCCAAAGUUGUUAAGUCCUUUUUGACUCAACCCUGUAUUGACUGUCACAGUGCAUAAUUGGUUCAGUGGUAGUUAUUUUGUCUGCAGAAUCAGUUUUUCGAAUGAAUCAGAUAUGUACUUUUGAGAGUGUGAACACUGACUCAUUAUUAAUAAUUUCUUAGUAUGACUGGGAAAGAGUUUGAUUUGCAGUAGCAGAGUAUUUAAUGUUGAUUGGAGAGUUUGUUGUUCUCCGAUACAUGAAUUUGUGCCAAGCCCCCUAAUUAGAAGGAAAAGAGAUUCCUUAGAUAGGCCUAUCUGCGAAUCCAGGUUGGAAUAGGAUUGUACUGUUGUGGUUUUGGGGUUUGUUAUUUGAGUAUUAUGCAUAAUCAUUUUCUCAGUGUGUUACACAGCACUUCCCACUGUGUUCAGGUAUUUAAACUGGGAAAUUUUUGCUGGAAUCGGAUGAGGUUCAUUUAUGGGAUAAGAGUGAUGAGAAAGUGUGACAUUUUGUCAGUCCUUAUAAGCUAGUGUUCCACAGAACUGGUUAAGUGAAGUUUUACUCCUUUGUGUGUACAGCAAACAAUUGGCAUUGUCUGCUUCUAGUCUGGUGGAUUUUAUAAAAAUAUUUUGUCCCAAAGUGUAUUACUGAAAUAUGAGGUUUACAGUUUACUGGCACUGUCAUCUUCAGGCGCAAUGUCCUUGCAGGUCUGAUUGCAAAUAAGUGAAUAAGUAUCAUGAUCUUUUAUGAGAGCAAAGACUGUGUUAAUUCCAUGAAAAAAUUUUCAUGUUACACAGAAAAGACUACCUGAGUUUGUUCACUCUAAUUUUUAAGACACUCUCUCCACCAGCAAUUUAAAGUUUGCUCAGUAGCAGAAUGCAUUUUUAAGUUUGACAUACCUAAUAUUGUGCAGUAUCUCUGUUUAUUAAAUAAAUAAUUUUCCUUUUAUAUGAUUCAAAUGUCAGGAUCUCUUUCAUUCCUAUUUUGAUGUUGUCCCUGUUUUGGAAACAAGAUAAUUUUACUCUGUUAUUUGAAAUUUUCCUCUGUUUUUUAAAAGUGUGAUCUGAUAUGUUGUUUUAUUUAAUAAUCAUAUCUGUUCAUUGCUAUAAGUGAAAGAGAAACAUUUUUCCAUGAAGCAAAUACGGACACUAAAGGCAGUUCCUUUUGUGAAAUAAGUGUAUUAUUACAGCUGGAAUAAAGGCUGUUUAAAUGUUUCUAGGUAUUUGUGUAGGCUCUGCGUUUUCUUUGCAGUAGUUUUUGUUAUCAACAGUAUUAAUCAUUGUUAUGAUUAGUGAUAAAAUGAAUAGUACUUAAUUGAUACUGUAGAAUUGACUAUAAUUGUACUUAAUUAGUUUCAGCCUUAAAGUUUCCAGACUUCUAGGAUAUAAUUCUGACCAUUAACAAAAUAUGACAGAUUUGAGCAUAAUUUCACCUUGUAUUACUCCAAUUAACACAUCAUAGUAUUACAUUCAGUUUUUUUGUCUUGUGAAAGAGGAGAAAUUUUGUUAACUUGUGCUGUGUUUCCAAGCGUUCACUAAAAGUUUUGUAAUAUUGAUUGUCUUGGGAUACAUUGAUUAAUAGUUGACCUUACCAACCCACAACUGUACAAAAAAAUUGUAAAGGCCAUUCUGACUAAAUGCAAAGAUUGUGCCUAAAUCAAUAGCAUCAUGAAAAAUUAAAACUGAAUUUGGAAAUUUAGAAAUAAUUGACCAUAGGAAUUGGAGCAGAUGUUUUUCACUCAGCGCUUCUCAUACCUUAUGCCAUUUGUUAUAGUCCCAAAUGCCUUCAUCUUUUAAAUUUUGCAGUUUCGAAUUGGACUACAUGGUUGAUUUUUUCCACUUGAAGGAGAAUUUAAUGUGUAAUAUGUUGUUUGGAUAAUGCAUAAAUAUUUGCAGGAGGCUCGGUAGGACUGUUGUUCAUUACUGUUUCAAAAUUUUUAGAAUUACUGAUCAAUUUCUUGCUGAAUAAAAGAGAGUGCUGAGUCUACUUUUAAUAACAGUUGUGGCCUGUUAUUAGGAUUAAUAUUUAAAACUUAGUAAGAUAUAGUUUCAUAGUUUUUGCAACAAUGUUCUUAGGUUCAUUGUUGGUUAUAAAUAUUUUAUUGUAAAUGAAAACAGAGUAAGAUUUCAAAAUAUUAAACAACAGUUACUAUAAAGAAACAUACAAAACUUAUACACUACUAUUUAUUACUGGAACUGUAUUUAUUAUUAUUAUUUUUAGAAUGUUUAAAUUUGUCAGAAGGUAUGUUGUUUUAGUAUAAACUGGUUAUUUGUUGGACUCCUGAGCAUAUCAUUUGGUGGAUGGUUUCACUUUUCCUCAGGUAUGCAGACUGAUUAUUGAUAUGAUAACAGAAAACAAUAAGUGGUCUCCACAAUCAAAGUUUGCACAUUUAGUGCAGAAAAACCUGAAGGAAGAUUAUUUACUUCUUGCCAUUCCAUAACAGUGAACAGUUUAUUUCACAGUAUUAUAAGAAACAGCCUAAGAAUGAUAAAAUUCUAUUAAUGGUAUUACAGUUUUAAAUAUGGGGAAUUGUUAUCUACUUUUUUAUACUUUGAUUUCUGUUGCAGGAGGCAUCAAAUAUUAAUAGUAUUAGUAUUAGGAAUGUUCAUACAAUGAAUGUUACUCAGUAAAGUGUCCUUAGUGAAUUGUUGUGGUUGAAACUGUGUAUUUUUUGUAUGUAAUUAUAGUGUGGAGGGAAAACAUAGAUACGUAAUACUUAAUGGGUUAUAGAUUUUUUGUAACUUAUCAGAUAAUGUGUAAAAAGAAUUAGGAGAAUGAAUACGUGUGUACAAGACUGCUAUGUAGCAGUUAAACACAUGUGGAUUUUUGUUUUCCAUGAUAAAACAUUGUGCUCAUUCUGGUUACUGGAAUGAAAGUUUUUUUAAGUGACAUGUAUAUAUACCAUUUCUGUAUCUGAUUUGUGAACAAGUAAAGAAAGAUGCUGGAUAUUAUUUAAGACAGGCUCAUUUCCUAAUGAUCAACUUUGUCAUUAUGGAUAAUGAUCAUAGUACUGUGAGGGCACUUUAUUAAGUUUAUGAUUUGUUUUCUUAUUCAUUGCAUCACUGUGCACGUGGAAUAAAGACAUUGCACAACUCUCUCCCAACAAAAUAAAUAGUAGCAAUUUUUUAAAGGCAAGUCAGCACAAUAUCGAAUGAUUCCAAGGUCAUAAUCUUCUGGUAGCAUAUGCAUCAAAAUACACAAAACACCUGUCUGGGUAAGUGUGUAUUCCGCAUUGAAAUAUGUGGAUCUAUUGAAUAGAAGACUGUGAUGCAAAGUGAACGCAACAGAACACAGAACACCAGCUUAUGUCUCACCUUACACACCUUCAGAAAUCAAAAGAAAAGACCGAUUAAAAGUAACACAUACACACAUAAUUACUGAAAAUACAAAUUCAGUACACUUCAAGCACUUGUUAAUAUGCUUUACUGCUAGCAAGUGACUAAAUCUUGUUGUAACAGAAAUUUAUGAUACUCACAACCUAAUAUACAACUCGUUUAAAAUGUUCAGUGAAAUGUGACAAAAUCCAUUGUAUUGAUAACUCUGUGAAGCAAAAGAAAUUUAAAAUAUAAUUUUAUUGCAUUUGUCUAUUUAAUGCAAGGAUAGGAUUUAUAAGUGGACAUUAACAGCAACAUAUAUCAUUAAGCAUAAAGUUGGCAAACAGUUACAAACACUUUAGGUAACCGGAAGCACACAUGGCAACUGAAAUUUUUCAUAAGCACAAAAUGUAUAUCUGUAUUCAGAAUGACACUCGGUUUGUCUUUUUAACAGUGCGAGUGUAUUGUGUACUUUUGUUUAUGGUGAGAAAGCCAAUUGAAUUGUUGACAAAAAAUUGUAUGUCACAAGAAUGAUAUUUAAGUGUAUCAAAGUUGUGUGCUGAAUCCUUAAAAAGUGAGUAAAAUGUAACUGUCCUUUCUUUAUUCCACGUAACAGCGAUUACAUAUCAUCUCUGAUGUCUCAACAGGUUGAGACUUUAAGAGUAUCUUGUAACAACAUAUUUCUUUCUAUAACCGACUUUUCUUUGUUCCAGUAUUCUAAUGAACACAGCACUGAAGACUAUAACAUCUUAAAAAUCAUUUGAUACAUGUCAUAUAAACAUCCGACAUUUAUCAUUUAAAUUUUCAUACCAUUGAAUACGUUGCCUGUCUGUCACAUGUGAAAGUAAACUGUGGAUGCAUGUAAUUGUUCAGAGGACCUUACUUUCUUAUCAACGCCUUUUGGUUGUCACUGGGAGUCAAUUAACUUGUUUUGGACUUCUAAGCUCUAUGUCUACAGUACCCAUUAUGCAGAGCCUGCUUUAAUUCUGGAUAUGUUUUGGACAAAACAGCUUUGUGUUAAAAAGUAUCAGCCAGGUAACUGAGAAAAUCUCAAACUUGUGUAACAAAACUAAAUGAAUUAAACACUAGUUUCUUACAACAAGGUUAAUUUCGCAGAGGUAUCAUGCUGUAUUACUACUCACUCUCAUCACAAAUAAAUUACAUGACGCUCUUUAUGCUCUUAUAUGUUGCUCUGUAUGCAGACGUGCUUCCAAAUUCUUGCACCAAAGCAUUGUAUAAUAUUGUUUGUUUGUAAGAUGUGUUUAUGCUUUUCUAAUUUUUCAAUAUUAUUUUAACUUUGUCGUGUCAUUCCCUUUCUACACAAAAGUCAAAAUUAGUCGCUUAAUUUCAGCCAUAAUUUUUUUUUAAUCUCUGCAACUAUAAUAAAGUCCGUAAUGGGUAAAAGUGAGUAAGCAAACUUAAUUUAUGAGUUAUUUGCCUUACAAUGCACAGAUAAAAAUGAUGUAUGAAGAGUUUACUAGACUGUUGGCAGUUUUAACAUGAGGCAUCUGUGAGAUCUACAUUUGGUGGUAAAAAUUAACAUUGCAUUCUCAGAAGGCAAAUGAUGUAUCUCUUUAUUUUAUUGUUUUAUUUUCAAGUACAAGAUUAUUUUUGUCUGUCUGAGUUAUAUCAUUUUUUUAUUGUAUUGACAAAUGAAAAUACAUGGAAAAUAAGCAUUUA
Schistocerca cancellata (South American locust) is the source of this 8433-nucleotide messenger RNA. RefSeq lists its product as uncharacterized. The transcript has 11 exons. Lineage: Eukaryota; Metazoa; Arthropoda; Insecta; Orthoptera; Acrididae. The record is from RefSeq and is a predicted model, not a curated record. Bases 123 to 2228 code for a protein of 701 amino acids.